Nicrophorus vespilloides is the source of this 630-nucleotide messenger RNA. Its product is annotated as cuticle protein 63-like. NCBI's taxonomy places the organism in Eukaryota, Metazoa, Arthropoda, Insecta, Coleoptera, Silphidae. The transcript has a single exon. The record is from RefSeq and is a predicted model, not a curated record. Bases 54 to 512 code for a protein of 152 amino acids.
GAAUUAUCAGUCAACUUGUUCAGUCAACACAAAGACCAAACUAAUAUACCAAGAUGUUCAAACUGGUGGUGUUGUUUGCUGUUCUGGCCGUCGCUGCCGCAGCCCCUGGUCUCCUGUCAGCCCCUUUGGCUUACAACACCGCCAUAGUUGGCAGUGUACCUACCUCCAUCAGUCAUCAGAGCAGCAGCAUAGUCCAUAGCGCAGCACUUGCCGCCGCCGUUGCCCCUGUUGCUCCGAUCGUCCAAGCCGCCCCUGUAGUCGCCUCUGCUCCAGUAGUCGCAUCUGCUCCACUACCAGCACCCAUCGUUAACUCGUACACUGUUCCACUUCUCGCUGGUAACGGAGGAUCCCUUCUUGGAGGAUCUCUUCUUGGAGGAUCUCUUCUUGGAGGAUCUCUUCUUGGAGGUCAUGGAGGUUCCCUACUUGGAGGUCACGGAGGUUCCCUUUUGGGAGGACAUGCUGGGUCUCUUUUGGCCGGACCUCUUCUCGGCGGCCACGGCGUUCUCUACUAAACGAUGAUGACUUUUCCAUUUCCCCAUAUAAAAUAAACGAUACAAGAAGAAAAAAACAAGGAUUCAAUGCAAUAGUAAAGCUACAACUGUAACAAUAAAUGUGAUUUUUAAAAUGCAA